AUGGCGCUGCUGCGGCUGCGGCUGCGGCUGCUGCUGGCCGUCGUGCUCCAGACGCUCGGUGAUGCCAUGUCUCGGCAAAUCGCUGACGGCCUGACAAGACGACCACACCUCGACCACACCAUGCUCCCCUCUCCGCCGUCCACACCCCCCACGCCCGCCACUUCUCUGCUGCCCACGCUCACGGCUGCCACAGCCAUCACUCUUCGCCCAGCAGUGCACCGCCAGGCAACGGCAAUGGACAUGGUGACGGAUAAGGCAGUGACAGCGACAGCGACAGUGGCAGUGGCAAUGGCAAUGGCAAUAGCAAUGGAAAUGGAAAUGGAAAUGGCAAUGGAAAUGGAAAUGGAAAUGGAAAUGGCAAUGGCAAUGGCACUGCACAUGCCCGUGGCCCACGGCCAGCACCCAGCAGGCCUCGAACCAGUUCCAUCCGCUUCACCACCAUGCUGA
Messenger RNA from Bipolaris maydis ATCC 48331, 447 nucleotides. The record is from RefSeq and is a predicted model, not a curated record. Lineage: Eukaryota; Fungi; Ascomycota; Dothideomycetes; Pleosporales; Pleosporaceae.